ACAUUUGUUACUAUUACUUAUAUUAUUUUUGCAUUUUCUCUCUCAAUAUUUUUUUCCCCUUCUCUCUCUUUUUAAUAUUUGCAUAGUACUACUACUACAUAUUGAAGAAAAUUAUUGAAGAAAAAAGAGUUUGAUUUUUGAUGGAUUUGAAAGAAACUGAGUUGUGUUUGGGACUACCUGGUGGUGGUGGUGGCGGAGGAGGUGAAUUAAUUCGCGAUAAUAAUAAUAAUAAUAAGAUUAAUGGGAAAAGAGGGUUUUCUGAGACUGUUGAUUUGAAGCUCAAUUUUCAUCAAGCUAAUGAUGAUAUUUCUUGUGCUAUGGAGAAUAAUAAGAUGAAGAAUAGUGUUACUACUACUAAAGAAGUUGUUUGUAACAAAGAUCCAAUCAAGCCACCUGCCAAGGCACAAGUUGUGGGUUGGCCACCAGUGAGAUCAUUUAGGAAGAAUGUAAUGGCUCAAAAGAGCAACACUGAAGAAAGUGAGAAGACUACUGUUGCAUUUGUCAAAGUUUGCAUGGAUGGUGCACCUUACCUGCGUAAGGUUGAUUUGAAAAUGUACAAAAGUUACCAAGAACUUUCUGAUGCUUUGGCUAAGAUGUUUAGCUCCUUUACUAAUGGAAAUUAUGGGUCCCAAGGAAUGAUAGAUUUUAUGAAUGAGAGCAAAUUGAUGGAUCUCCUCAAUAGUUCUGAAUAUGUGCCAACCUAUGAAGAUAAAGAUGGAGAUUGGAUGCUUGUUGGAGAUGUACCUUGGGAGAUGUUUGUUGACUCAUGCAAGCGUUUACGCAUAAUGAAAGGAUCAGAAGCUAUUGGACUUGCACCAAGAGCUAUGGAGAAAUGCAAGAGCAGGAUCUAAGCCAAUUGAUGGUGUGCAAAAACUCCAUAGAUAAUGUUUGAAGUUGAAGGUUUUGUGAGAUUAAUAUAUUAUUGUUUUCAUGUGCUUGUAUUUUAAUUUUAAUUAGUAUAUAGUUAAUUAAAGAAGUGAUCUUUAAUUUGGACAAUAUUUGUAAUGAACAUGAUGCAAUAAACUUAAAACCCUCUAUUGUG
This is a messenger RNA of Solanum stenotomum, 1042 nucleotides long. Its product is annotated as auxin-responsive protein IAA14-like. NCBI's taxonomy places the organism in Eukaryota, Viridiplantae, Streptophyta, Magnoliopsida, Solanales, Solanaceae. Gene Ontology annotation, biological process: regulation of DNA-templated transcription. The coding region runs from base 141 to 851 and encodes 236 amino acids. The record is from RefSeq and is a predicted model, not a curated record. Gene Ontology annotation, molecular function: protein binding. The transcript has 5 exons. Gene Ontology annotation, cellular component: nucleus.